AUGGAUAUUCUCACAAAAAACAUUGUUAAAGCAAAAAAGUCUAAUUGGCAACUGUUCACAGCUACCAAUUACACAUCUUUGAUGUACCCGAUUUUCAUGCUGUGCAAAAUAAACGGUUUAUUCCCGUACCAAGUGACAAAGAUAGAAUCAAUGGCAAUCACGAAUUCGAGAGUUACAUACAUUUAUUCAGCAAUUGUCUUUGCAACUUAUAUAGUGAUUUUUGCGUUGAUAAUCUACUAUAUAAAUGUAUCUGGCGCAAUAAAAUUCGCCCGGGUACCAGCAUUUUUGCAGGCUCACUGUUAUCUCAGCUUAGGCUGUUUUAUGUUUGUGGUUUCACUCGUUCAAAGCAAUUCUCGGGUAAUAUUCUACCAGAAAUUCAACGCAGUAACUCUCGAAAUUCCGCCGACAAAAUUGUCGAAAUUAUCCAAAAUCAUCCAUACUAUUGAGCUGAUUGGCGUUGGAUUUCUACUUUUACAAUUUCCGAGUGUUUAUUCAGAAAACUACAAAAUAUUUCUGUUUCGUGCACUCGCGAUGCAUACGACUUUCAUUAUUUACUGCAUCGAUAAGAUUUAUAUUAAUCAUGCAAGUUUGAUUGGCGUUUGUUUCGCGACAAUAAACGAAAAUUUGUACAAGCUGAAAAACAAUUUGCGAAUCAAUGAACGUCAUUUAUUAAGGCGUAACUAUCACAAAAAAUGGAAUCCGUUGUUGAUAAUAAAUAUCCAACAAAUUAUCAAGCAGCAUAAUAAUGUCAGUAAGCUAACUGUCGAAAUGAAUGAGAAAUUUGGAUUACAAAUGAUUGCUAGUGUUACCUUGACAUUCAUUGAAAUAACGUUUUCGUUGUACUUUUAUAUUCUGAGAGCACUUGGUGUCAGUGGUGUGAACAUCGAAACUCAAAUUUGGUUUUCGUAUUUUGUUACUUCGAUGAGCUACUAUACGAUCAAGUUGUUGUUAAUGGUUAUCAUGUGCGAGGAGUGCAGGAAGCAAUCUCGGAAAACAGGGAUCAUUGUACAUGAGAUUCUCAAUGAAACCAAAGAUAGAGAGAUCAAUGAUGAGUUGCAGAUAUUCUCACUCCAACUUUUGCAUCACGACACUACAUUUACGGUGAAAGGAUUAAAAAUAGAUGCGACUCUUCUCACAUCCUUUGCCGGAGGAAUAACAACAUAUUUUCUUAUCCUCAUACAAUUCCUCAUGUCAUCUAAAUCAUGCGCUGAAGUAGUUGAUGAGAGCACUGGAUAA
This is a messenger RNA of Cotesia congregata, 1236 nucleotides long. Lineage: Eukaryota; Metazoa; Arthropoda; Insecta; Hymenoptera; Braconidae. The record is from the annotation of a GenBank genome assembly.